Molecule: messenger RNA, 723 nt
Organism: Xyrauchen texanus (razorback sucker)
Lineage: Eukaryota; Metazoa; Chordata; Actinopteri; Cypriniformes; Catostomidae
Gene: mrpl42
Product: mitochondrial ribosomal protein L42
Exons: 5
Coding region: 214-636 (140 amino acids)
Cellular component (GO): mitochondrial large ribosomal subunit
Source: RefSeq, a predicted model, not a curated record
CAGGACACAUGGGAAAUAUUAUACACUGUCACCACAAAGACUAUCAAACGCUUGGUAGCCAUUUACCAAAUUAAGAUACAUAAGUACGAUUAAAAUACAUGUGUUUAUAAAUAUAAAUAUAUAAAGCUUUAUUUAUAUUUGUAGUCGCUCCUCCUAGUACAUGUUUGUCUUGACCGUUUCUCUUCCGUCAGUUCAAUUCCGUAAGAGGAAAGCAUGGCGUCGGGUCAUGUCAGUAGGUUGUUUAACCGAGUUAGCAGAAAUAUAAGACAAUUUAGAGCUGGAACUUUUCUGUUUUCUCAUAAUAAAUCUACUGUUGGAGGUUCAUCCAUCGACGAUAACAGCAAUGUGAAAAUCGGAGUGACGUCUGAUGGCAAGACAAUAGUAUGUUUCCACCCGUCGGUAGACGUACCCUAUGAACUCACACAGCCGAUUCCCAGACCAAAUGCCAUCAGCGACCAGACCGAGACACACGAGCAGGUGCUCAAAGCUCGACUCGGGAAAGAGGUUUUAAAUAACAAACAGGCUCCAACCAUGGAGGAACUCAGCAAGAUGUUCUACACCACCAAACACCGCUGGUACCCAGUCGGACAAUAUCACACAAGACGCAGAAACCGAAAUCCACCCAAAGACCGAUAGUUCUGGAUAGUUCUCCAAUAUUUCUGUUUAGAAGAGAAUCCUUUUUACAUACACUGUUGUGCAUUAAAUAAACUUCUCCUUCCGCUA